Messenger RNA from Phaeoacremonium minimum UCRPA7, 1659 nucleotides. Its product is annotated as putative choline transporter protein. The transcript has 5 exons. Gene Ontology annotation, biological process: transmembrane transport. Gene Ontology annotation, molecular function: transmembrane transporter activity. Bases 1 to 1659 code for a protein of 552 amino acids. NCBI's taxonomy places the organism in Eukaryota, Fungi, Ascomycota, Sordariomycetes, Togniniales, Togniniaceae. The record is from RefSeq and is a predicted model, not a curated record. Gene Ontology annotation, cellular component: membrane.
AUGAGCGAGGAGCGGAAGGGCCCGGCCCUGGAAAAGGGCAGCCCUGAGGCGGGCGGGCAGUCCGAGGACGAGGUUGUCGCCGCGGUUCAAGAAGGCGUCGUCGUCAAUGCCUCUGGGUACAAAGACCAGCUGAGACGACAGUACAGCCUGCUCGGGCUGGCUGGCAUUGCAUUGACCGUGGACAACGCCUGGGUUGCACUGGGGUCCUCAAUCUCGCUUUCUCUCUCCAACGGUGGACCCCCUGGUCUUAUCUUCGGGCUUAUCGUCGCCGUUUUCUAUUACACGUUUAUUGGCCUUGGGCUUGCUGAGUUCUCAUCCUCGGUGCCGACCGCCGGCGGUGUGUAUCAUUGGGCCACCAUUGCAGGCGGUCCCAAAUGGGGUCGAAUACUCGGAUUCUUCACAGGUUGGAUCAACUUCUACGGAUGGAUGUUUGACCUGGCAGCGCUGGUUCAGAUCGGCGCCAAUAUCAGCGUAAAUCUGUAUCUGGUGUACCAUCAGGACACCUACGUAUUCCACGCAUGGCACGUCUACAUUGCCUAUCUCCUGAUCUUAUGGGCAUCGGUCGCCCUGGUCAUCUUCGUCAACAGGGUCAUACCACACACGCAGACGGCGGGCAUGUUCUUUGUGAUUGUGGGCGGCAUCGUGACCAUCAUCGUCGUUGCCGCGAUGCCGAAACACCACGCGAGUAAUCACUUUGUAUGGAACUCCUUCAGCGAGAACAACCUCACGGGAUACUCGGGUGGUGUCGCCUUCAUGCUGGGUGUUCUCAAUGGCUCCUUUACGAUAGGAACUCCUGAUGCCAUUACACACAUGGCAGAAGAGCUGCCACACCCGAAAAAAGACCUGCCCAAGGCAAUUGGCCUCCAGAUCGGGUUGGGCUUCUUAUAUGCUUUCCUUUUCGCUAUCACGAUCUGCUACGCUAUUACGGACCUUGAGGUGCUGCAGAGCGGGCUCAACACUUAUCCUCUGGCGAACAUUUACGCCCAGGCGACCGUUAGAUCUGAUGGUUCUCAGAACCUCGGCGCACAGUUUGGGCUGUUGUUCAUCAUCUGGUGCUCGACCUUGCUCUGCUGCAUCGGCACCGUUGUGACUAACUCUCGUAUCUACUGGGCGCUUGCCCGCGACAACGCCGUGCCGUUCUCCAAGUUCUUCGGCAUCGUCGACGAGCGCCUCAGCUGCCCCGUCCCCGCGACCCUCUUCGUGGCGAUCAUUGCGACCGGGCUCGGAGCCAUUCCGCUGGGCAGCUCGACCGCGUUCCUGGAUCUCACAGGAUCUUUCAUCAUCCUGACGACCGUGUCGUACGCCAUCCCGUUCAUGGCAAAUGUCCUGACCAAGCGGAGGCACUUCCCCAGGGGCCCUUUCUACCUGGGCAAGUUCGGCACACCAGUCAACAUUGCUGCUGUUGUGCUCAUCUCGCUUUUCAAUAUCUUCUAUUGUUUCCCAUUCGCCAUCCCUACUACAAGCGACGCUAUGAACUACAACAGCGUCAUCCUGGUCGGAGUUGUCGUUCUGACUGGAGCGUGGUGGGUUGCACAUGCGAUUAGGAAUUACCCUGGCCCCAGGGUCAUGACACUGUAUAUCCACGCGGACGGAUCGACAGGCGUGGAGCCUCUGGCGGCUGGGGGUCUGAACGCUGAGUCGGUGGAGAACAAGUCUUGA